AUGGGUUUCGUAGAUCGGCUCCGGCCGUCCAAGGCGACGACCGUCAUCUACGCGCAAAGCAGCGAGACCAGCCCCAAUGCCUCCUCAGUCGACCAACCCAGCGUCAUCCACGAUGGCGAGCUCACCUACAACCGCGUCAAGGCCGGCAACGGCUCCGGCGUUGCCUACCAGGAGGCCGGCGGUGCCCCGGUCGAGAGCCGCUCGCCGCUGGGAUACCACGUCGGCUGGGUGACCAUCAUCUUUCUCAACAUUAAUCAGAUGAUUGGCACUGGUAUAUUCUCGACUCCGGGAAGCAUCCUCAGGUCGACCGGCUCCAUAGGCCUCGCCCUCAUCUACUGGGCCAUCGGCGCUCUCAUGGCCGUCGCCGGCUUCGGCACGUACCUCGAGCUCGCGAGUUACUUUCCCAACCGCAGCGGCUCGGAGGUAGUCUACCUUGAGCAGGCAUACCCGCGGCCGAAAUACCUUUUCCCCAUCGUGUUUGCUGUGCAGUCCGUCAUCCUUUCCUUCAGCAGCAGCAACGCCGUUGUGCUGUCGCAGUACGUCUGGCGCAUCGCCGGCAAAGUGCCGACCGACUGGGAGAUGAAGGGCGUCGCCAUUGCCGCCUACACGGCCGCCGUCAUCUGCGUUGUCGUGCAUAACCGCUACUCCCUCUGGGCCGUCAACGUGCUCGGCGCGUUCAAGAUUGCCACACUCGUCUUCAUCAGCAUCACCGGGUUCGUCGUCCUCGGCGGCCGCGUUCGCCGUGUCGCCGACCCUGGUGCCAACUUUACGAAUGCCUUUGCCGGAACCACGAACAACGGCAACGACCUAUCCAGCGCGCUCGUCAGCAUCGUCUUCUCCUACAGUGGCUACCAAAACGCUUUCAACGUCGUCAACGAGAUCAAGGAUCCGGUGCGCACCAUCAAGAAGCACGGCCUCAUCUCCGUCGCCAUCGUCUCCGUGCUGUACAUGCUCUGUAACAUUGCCUACUUCUCCGCUGUCGACAAGCAGGCCUUCAGCAAGUCCAAGGAGAUUGCCGCCGCCGUCUUCUUCACCCAGGUCUUUGGCCCCGGCGCCGCCGAGACGGUCCUCAACGUGCUCGUGCUGCUCAGCGCGUACGGCAACCUGUUGGCCGUGCUCAUCGGCCAGUCGCGCAUGAUUCGCGAGAUUGGGCGCCAGGGCGUGCUGCCGGGCACCAGCUUCUGGGUGUCGACGAAGCCGUUUGGCACGCCGAUCGGGCCGUACGCGCUGAAGUGGGCGAUGACGAUCCUCAUGAUUGUCGCACCGCCGGCCGGCGACGCGUUCCAGUUUGUCGUGAGCCUGCAGACCUACCCAUACAGCAUGUUCAUCUUUGCGAUGGCGAUUGGCGUCUUCAUCCUCCGUCGUCGCCGCAAGAAGAGCAACAUUCCCAAGUCGCAGUUCCAGGUAUGGGACGUGCUGCUCGUCUUCUUCACCCUGAUCCAAGUCUUCAUCCUGGCGAUGCCGUGGUGGCCCCCCAAGGGCGGCCCGUACGCCGGCGACGUGAGCUUUUGGUACGCCACGUACUGCGUCGUUGGCAUCGGCAUCAUGAUCGUAUGCGGACUGUACUAUGUCGCGUGGAUGUACGUGCUGCCCAAGUGGCUGGGGUACCGCGUGCGCGCGGAGAUCCUGACGGCGGAGGACGAGCCGACGGCGACGCAUAGGCUGGUCAAGGUGCCGGUGGCGGAGGUGGCCCGGUGGGAUGCGGAGCAUACCGAGGCGGGCGAGCUGCGACGGACGGGCACAACGACGGACUCUGAUAGUGUCAGGGACAAGACGUAG
Cordyceps fumosorosea ARSEF 2679 is the source of this 1779-nucleotide messenger RNA. Its product is annotated as high affinity methionine permease. Gene Ontology annotation, biological process: amino acid transmembrane transport. Gene Ontology annotation, molecular function: L-amino acid transmembrane transporter activity. Lineage: Eukaryota; Fungi; Ascomycota; Sordariomycetes; Hypocreales; Cordycipitaceae. The coding region runs from base 1 to 1779 and encodes 592 amino acids. The record is from RefSeq and is a predicted model, not a curated record. Gene Ontology annotation, cellular component: membrane. The transcript is spliced from 5 exons.